This is a messenger RNA of Peronospora matthiolae, 3135 nucleotides long. NCBI's taxonomy places the organism in Eukaryota, Oomycota, Peronosporomycetes, Peronosporales, Peronosporaceae. The record is from the annotation of a GenBank genome assembly.
AUGCGCCCUUUCUUCCGCCUGGGCGCGCUCUGCAGCGAGUCUCCAGUGCUCGUGGCGCUUUGCGCAUUACUUUGCAGCCUGUUCUUAUGUCUAGGUCUACUGGACAUGCAGCUGCAGACAGAUCCUCAAGGUCUCUGGGUGCCUCCAAACAGCGUCGCGGCCCAGGAACAAGCGCGCUUUGACGAGCUCUUUGGACCUUUUUUCCGCAUCCAGCAACUCAUUUUUUACAUCGACGACUCAAUUUCCAAAUUAGGCUCCAAUUUGGACCCUGAUUUUGCAACGUGUGACUCGGCCGAGGAUUUAGUCCAGCGCCGAUUUUUGCUACCGAUGGCUCAAAUCCAGACACAAAUCACAAACGAUACCGUCGUCUAUAGUGGUACGGAUGACGCAAAUGUAUCCUUGAGUUUGGCGGACUUUUGCUACCGGCCGAUCCAAGGGAAGGGGUGUUUAAUCACGAGUCCGUUCCAGUAUUGGCUGAGCAACGCCACGUUGCUGCAAAAUGACCCGGACAUCAAGUUAACGGCAGCGUGCCAGACGACAGACCCGGAGCUCAAGUCCCGUUCGCCAUGCAUGGACGAGAAUGGCGUCCCAGUGAUGAGAAACGUGGUUUUCGGUGGACUGGCAAGAGACGAGUGCCACAUAAAUCCAGACCCGUGCGGAGAAGCGACUCCUAAAGCCAAGGCUUUGAUUGUCACGUUCUUACUGAAUAGCAAGCCGGAGAACGAAACGUACACGCGAUACGUUGAGUUGUGGGAGAAAGAGGUCUUUCUCAAGACGGCGGAACGAGCAGCACAAUCGUUGAUGCCUUCGAAGAAGGAUAGCGGUGACGAGUACAUAUGGGACGGUGUGGAAGACCAGCAGCUGGCAGACGCUGGCGUCGAUGGCGUGAGACUCACGUACAUGGCUGAACGAUCUGUUGCUGACUCGUUGGUGGUGCAGACUAGACAAAAUGCUUUCAUUGUUGUGGUGAGCUAUCUGGUGAUGUUUUUCUACGUGUCCGCUUCGCUAGGCAAAUUUCAGGAUCCAGUGCACUCGCGCUUCGGACUUGGCUUUACCGGUAUUGUGAUUGUGCUCCUGUCGCUUGGUGCUGCGAUGGGCGUAAGUUGUGCAAUAUUGCAGAUGGAAGUGACGAUGAUCACGCUCGAAGUCGUGCCAUUUUUGGUGCUUGCGAUCGGUGUGGAUAACAUGUUCAUCCUAGCAAAUGAAUUUGACCGCCUGGCAGCACUGCGUGGCCUUAUGACGCUCAAUAAAAACCGCCACAUGCGUGAUCAAGCUGAGGAUGAGUUGUUGCUGCUAAAGCGAGUUACAGGAGAAGCUAUGCAGAAUGUCGGACCGUCAAUUGCGGUGGCGGCGGUAACUGAAGCAUUGGCUUUUUCAGUGGGUGCGCUCACGCGGAUACCAGCGCUUACAAGCUUCUGUGUUGUGGCUGGGUUGGCGGUCCUCGUCAACUUCUUGCUUCAAAUGACGUGGUUUGUCGCAGCGCUUGUGCUGGACACACGCCGUGUGCGAGCCCGGCGGUACGAUCUGUUCCCGUGGAUCCAGCAAACGCCCAUUUUCACGUCAGUAAGUAAGGAAAGUAAAAAAAGUGAGUCGGAGGUUCACUAUCAGUACGAAUCUCUCGUCGAUGACAGCGCUUCUGUUGAAGAGGUUUCGACACGUCCGAGUAGUUCCGGGGUUAUUCAGCGUUUUGUGGUGAAGACGUACACUCCGUUCUUGUUGCGACGAUCCACCAAAAUACUGGUGCUCAUGGCCGGCUUCUCGAUAUUGACACUGAGUGCCUUUGGUUCAUCAAAACUUCAUCUCGGGCUAGAGCAAGAGCUUGCGGUACCUACCGACUUUUAUCUACAUGAGUACUUUAAACGGCAGACCGCGCUCGGUGAAGCUGGUCCCCCGGCGUACAUCGUCCUUGACGGCACAGUGGAUUAUACCGAUGGGAAGCAGCAGGGGGAUCUAAAUGUUCUACUGGACGAGCUCUCGGGCUUGCGCGAGUACAUUGAGCUACCGAUUUACUCGUGGUUGCACACGUUUAAUCAGUGGCGCCAAAUGCGCUUCUUCCUUCAAGACAAGAUCGACCAAGGUCUGUGCGACUGCCCGAUCCAACCAAUGGACCCAUUUCCGUACGAGCUCGCGGAUGUCGUGGAUAGUGACGUUUUCCUGCCCGCCUCUCUUGAACAUUAUGUAUCAGCUGCAGCGAACGUGACUCCGAACGCGCUGUUUUACCCGUUAGUGAAGAAGUUUACCAAAAUCUCGAUUGAAUCGUCGUGCUGUCAACACUUUGGACUUUGUGGUGCGCAGUACGAAGGCGACAUCGUGUUUAAUGAAACGAACAUUGACGAGGACAGCAAUGCAAACAGCCUAACGAUUACCGGCUCUCGGAUGCGGUUUCAGCUGAAUGCGAUGCGAAACCAGUCUAUAUUUGUGAACUCGUACUACUACCUGCACGAUGUGACUAGUGCCUGGAGCUCCGGUCGAGCCGCUACUGCUUUCCCGUAUGCUCUUGUGUUUGUAUUCGAAGAGCAAUACACAUACAUUCAAGGAGUAGCGUUGCAGAGUAUGCUGUUGGCAUUGGCUGUCGUAUUUGCUGCGGUAUUUGUGCUUAUGGAUGGGAGCUUACGCUUGGCUGCUGUCGUCACUUUUUGUGUCUCGUCGAUGGCGUUUUCGCAGUUGGGGUUCCUUUUCGUGUGGAACCUGCUAGCGGGACCUCGUGCUGAAACGGCCAUCAAUGCAAUCUCGGUGGUCAAUCUUCUUGCUUGCAUCGGACUAGGCGUCGAGUUCUGUGUGCAUAUGGCUCAUCAGUUUUCGCUCUCAAGGAGACGGCAUGUCGAAAGUACUUCCGACGACCAUACGCGCUAUGCUCUGACCAGUGUCGGUGCGUCAAUCUUUUCGGGCAUCACACUGACCAAGUUUUGUGGUAUCGGUGUGCUUGCAUUCGCACCGUCCAUGCUAUUCCGAGUAUACUUUUUCCGGAUGUAUUUGGGUAUCGUCUUGCUGGGCUGUUUCCACGGGUUGGCACUGUUGCCAGUGCUGCUCAGUCUGCUUGGCCAGCCUCAGAAGUACCCGAACGAUCUCGGCUCGUUUCUGCUGUCUGAAGAACGCGGCGAUGAGUUCGAAGAUGAACCUGACUUACUCGAGUAG